Messenger RNA from Pelodiscus sinensis (Chinese soft-shelled turtle), 5198 nucleotides. The record is from RefSeq and is a predicted model, not a curated record. Lineage: Eukaryota; Metazoa; Chordata; Testudines; Trionychidae.
UUUGAAAAUAAAAUCAUCUAGUCAAGAGGAAACAUGCAGAGCACUUCCAAUUACCUAUGGCUCUUAUCUGACAUUUUAGGACAAGGAGCCACUGCAAAUGUUUUUCGUGGACGACAUAAGAAAACUGGGGAUUUAUAUGCUGUCAAAGUAUUCAACAACAUAAGCUUCCUUCGUCCGGUGGAUGUUCAGAUGAGAGAAUUUGAAGUAUUAAAGAAACUGAAUCACAAGAACAUUGUCAAAUUGUUUGCUAUUGAAGAAGAGACAACCAGUAGACACAAAGUACUUGUUAUGGAAUUUUGUCCAUGUGGAAGCUUAUACACUGUUUUAGAAGAACCAUCUAAUGCCUAUGGGUUGCCAGAAUCUGAGUUCUUAAUUGUGCUAAGAGAUGUGGUGGCUGGGAUGAAUCAUCUGCGAGAAAAUGGAAUAGUGCACCGUGACAUCAAACCAGGCAAUAUAAUGCGUGUUAUAGGUGAAGAUGGUCAGUCUGUUUACAAACUGACCGAUUUUGGAGCUGCUAGAGAGUUGGAAGAUGAUGAACAAUUUGUUUCUCUCUAUGGUACAGAAGAAUAUUUGCAUCCUGAUAUGUAUGAGCGAGCAGUGUUGAGAAAGGAGCAUCAGAAGAAGUAUGGAGCAACAGUUGAUCUGUGGAGCAUAGGGGUGACAUUUUACCAUGCAGCUACAGGAAGUUUACCAUUCCGACCUUUUGAAGGGCCUCGCAGGAAUAAGGAAGUUAUGUAUAAAAUAAUCACUGGAAAGCCUUCUGGUGCUAUAUCUGGAGUACAGAAAGCAGAAAAUGGACCAAUUGAGUGGAGUCGAGAUAUGCCUAUUUCAUGUAGUCUUUCUAAAGGCCUGCAAGUACUGCUCACUCCUGUUCUUGCAAACAUUCUUGAAGCAGAUCAGGAGAAAUGCUGGGGAUUUGACCAGUUUUUUGCAGAGACCAGUGACAUACUUCACCGAAAAAUAAUUCAUGUCUUUUCACUACAGCAAAUGACCUCACAUAAAGUUUAUAUUCAGAGCUAUAAUACAGCUGCCAUAUUUCAUGAAUUAGUCUACAAACAGACAAAAAUAACUUCUCAGAACCAAGAAUUGAUAUAUGAAGGUCGCCAUUUAGUACUAGAGCCUGGAAGACUGGUACAACAUUUUCCCAAAACCACUGAAGAAAAUCCUAUAAUUAUAGUAAGCAGAGAGGCUAUGAACAUCAUAGGAUUAAUCUACGAAGAAAUUUCACUUCCUAAAGUACAUCAGCGGUAUGACUUGGAUAAUGAUGCCAGUAUCGCUAAAUCAGUAACAGGUGUUGUAUGUCAUGCCUGUAGAGUUGCCAGUGCUUUGCUGCUUUACCAGGAAUUGAUGCGAAAAGGAAUACGAUGGUUAAUUGAAAUAAUCAAGCAGGACUACAAAGAAACGGUGCACAAAAAAACAGAGGUUGUCAUCAAGCUGGAUUUCUGCAAAAGGAACAUUGAGUUAGCUGGGAAAAUAUACGAGAAUCUGAUGCAGAUCAACAUGGAAACAGAAAUGGAGGAAAUUUCAGAGAUACACACUAAAUUAUUGCGUCUUUCUAGCUCUCGGGGAACAAUAGAGACCAGUCUUCAGGACAUGGAAGAUAAACUGUCUCCUGGUGGGUUACUGAGUGAUACCUGGGCAAAUCAAGAAGGCACACAUCCCAGAGACAGAAACCCAGAAAAACUACAAGUAUUGCUGAGUUCUAUCACAGAUAUUUAUUAUCAGUUCAAGAAAGACAAAGCAGAACGUAGACUUCCUUAUAAUGAGGAACAAAUCCACAAGUUUGACAAGCAGAAGCUGAAUUUACAUGCCACAAAAGCCAUAUCUCUGUUCAAAGAUGAAUGUCUCGGCAAGUAUGAGACAUUUUUGUACAAGGCAGAGGACUGGAUGAGAAAGAUGCUACAUUUAAGGAAACAGUUGCUGACGGUCACCAGCCAGUGUUUUGAUAUUGAAGAAGAGGUAUCCAAAUAUCAGGACUAUAUAAAUGAGUUACAAGAAACCCUGCAACAGAAAACAUUUGCAGCUUCCACUGGGAUCAAACAUACAGUGAAUCCAGUCUAUCCAAGUUCAAACACUUUAGUGGAAAUGACUCUUGGCAUGAAGAAACUGAAGGAGGAAAUGGAAGGUGUUGUUAAAGAACUAGCUGAGAAUAACCACAUUUUAGAAAGAUUUGGUGCUCUGACUGUGGAUGGUGGCCUACGGAAUGUAGACUGUAUCUAGUCAACAAAGGAGCCUGAAAGGACUGUUUGUGUUUCACAGAAAAAAAUGCUGCAAGGGGCAUUUAAAUGCAGAAAUGUUAUUCUAUACCCAUUUUUUCUGCAACUCUAGUAUUUAACAAAAGUAUGUAAAUAUGUAUAUACUGUAAAUAUAACAGUUAUACCAGUCUCUUUUGUUAAUGUUAAAAUAGAAUUAUUCUUAAGUUUUCUAAGUUGAUUAUACAUUUUAUCCCUUUAAGGAACUCUGGCAAAGGAGUAUGGCAAGCAUAUUGCUAAAUUGACAUUCAUUUCCCUCGAAUGUCAGUUUUUAGGUCAUGAUUUACUUUUGUUUCUUGAAAGUGAACUUGUAUCUUAAACUAGCCUGCAUUCAGAAAAGUUAUGAAGUGUUUAAAGCAGUGUUCCCCAAACUCAUCAACGUGUGGAGGAAUGUUUGGGAAGGUGCACAUCAGGGCCCAGGUCAGUUCCCCAGGGGUAUGAGGUAGGGGCACCACUCAGCUAUGCAGUAAUUUAGAGGCGGGGGGGGGGAGGGGAGGGAAACAGACAGAUUCCAUUACUGGUUAUGGGGAGAGAGUCAGGACAGGAAAAGUCUGAGCACCACUGCUUUAAAGGGCAUUUGGGCUCUCACCAGAGUAUUAUUUCAAACCUAGUUAGUAAUGCAUCAUCCACUACAGUACUUGAAUGAAGAACAUUUUAUCUUGUGUCUUCUUCUGUAAUUCAAUGUGAACAGCAUGAACUAAGGACAGAAAGAGGAGAUGCGUUUCUUCCCCUUUGUCUACCAAAUUAAUAGUUAACCGUGUGAAUUUAUUUUCUCACACACAAGUGUUUAGUCUUGUUCAUGUUGAACACCAUGUUCUCUACAAUAAUCAUAUGGCUACGUAUAUACAUUCAGCUCACAUGUGUGUAAGAGUUCAGACUUCCAGUGUAUUAAAUCAUAGAUCUAAGUUCAACAUUUUAAAUAAAGGAAAAUCUGAAUCCUUUAUUCAGUAAAUCAGUAAAGCCUGCUGUCCUCAGAACAGAUCUUGAAAUUUCCUUCUUACCAUGACCUAAAUGCAAGCUUUUACUAAAACACCAUUUAUCAGCCUUCCACUUAUAAAUAGAAAUAUUUUAAAAACAGAUGAGCAAACAUGACUCUUAGUAUUAUGGGAAUUUAGUGUUGGAGAUCAUAAACCACUUUCUGUCUUGCUUCAAUUCUAGUUUAACAUCAGCAAAGUAACUAUUUUUAAAAAAAGGAAAUUGUUAGAAAGUAACCAGAAUCAAAAAAGUACAGUGUCACAGCUUGUGACUAAUAAAAUGUUAAGCUUGGGAGGGAAAGUAUAGUAAUACUUUUUUUAUGUCUAUGGCACCCCACAAUGAAGGCUUCUGGCAUCUAACAAAAAUUAUUUGAAACCAAAAAUAGCUACUAAAUAGAAAAGCUAACACAUUCAAAAUCCAAAUAACUGAACCCAGCCCAACCCUGAAUACAAAGUUAAUACUACACCUUGCUCUUCCAACACUGCACAACUCAGACCAAAAUAUGGAGAACAAAACUGUCUGCUCUAAAACCUAUGCAAUGAAAAAGGAAGUAAAUAUCCCUUGUCUUGCCACCUAUAUAGUCUGCUGUAUAUUGUUGAGGAAGAGGAUUCAAGAAUCUUGGACCUUCUGGAACUAAGGCCCCAUCCUUUCCCUUUUGAUACAAUCCAUGGAUGGUUCAACAUCUCCAUCUUUGCCAUUCCUAUUUGCAAUAAGUCAUGCAGGGUUAAUGUAGUCCCUCAGAUAGAUUAUUCUAUAUUAUUUUGGACUUUCUAUAACAACAGUAAACCAUGAAGCAUGUAACCAAAUAAAAAGUAGCCAGUACCAGGUACAUCUGUGUAAUACUCAGUUUUGUUAUUUUUAUUACUCUCUUUCUGCUACCUGUACCAACACAGUAUAGGAAUAAAAAUGUCAAAACAUUAAAAUGUAUUUAUACUUCAAAUAGAAGUUAAGAAGUUGAUGUUUUUGGAUGCUUCAAUAUUUAGGCAGGACAUACAUGGCUUUAAUCUCUAAUAUUGGGUCCUUGCCUAUCCUGGCCUCUACUUUUUGGUAAGAACUCAGUGUCAAAAGACAGUUCAAAUCAGAAUAUUAAUUAAACUUUUCAAAUAUCAUUUGCUUCUGUGAAUGAUAUUGUAAUUCUGUUGCCCAAAAAAGGAGGGGGAAAAAAUCAGUCUAUUUUUUCUGGGUUAGCCAUGUAAUUUAAAAGUGUUUACUUUGAAGUGUUUAAAUUAUGGGCGUAUUUUAGAGCCUGGUUGUACAAGCACACACAUGAAUGACGACUCCAUGUCAGUAAUCCUGCAGAAUGUCACUAAAUUUUAUGUGGAUAGACAGUUGAAGGAUCAGGUCCAUAAAUUGUACAUAAAUGUAUAUUAGAUUCACUGAGAUUAUUUCUAUACCAAUGUUAUUUUGUUGGUUAUUUUAAGGAAUUUUAACUUUGCAAUGGGAAGUUAGUUGUAAACACAGAAUUUGCAUACCAUAACAUACAGUUGUUUACUACUUUCACAAGGAUGAAAAUGUUUGUUUUUUUUCUAUCGUGUUGCUUCGUAACACAUUACGUAACACUGCUGGUUUUAGUCUGUAAGUCCACCACUAUAAAGUGUAUAGGUUUGUAAAAAUUGCUUUGAAAAAGUAAUUUGUUACAAACUGUGUAAUGACUUGAAGUAAUCAAUUAAACAUAUUACUGAUUACUUUCUUAUGAAACAUCUAUUAUUGACUUUAGUCCUUGGUAUGUGGUGUGUAGUGUAGUCCUUGAUAUGGAAAGUAAUAGGUUUGCCAAGAAAGACAAUUAAUGGUGUUUUUGAGGGAGAGGGUUCCCCUCCGAAACUGGAUUACUACUUUUGGGUAAUAGUGUUAUGUAUUACUUUGAUCAGUUACUUUAGCAAGCCUGUCUACAUCUUAACUGUGAAAUUGCAUGAGUGAAUGACUUAUUUACAUAAAUACAAACUCAAUUACUUAUUCUAAGAUGUGUUUUUA